Messenger RNA from Tupaia belangeri chinensis (Chinese tree shrew), 540 nucleotides. It is a transcript of the gene S100A4, whose product is annotated as S100 calcium binding protein A4. Lineage: Eukaryota; Metazoa; Chordata; Mammalia; Scandentia; Tupaiidae. Gene Ontology annotation, molecular function: calcium-dependent protein binding; calcium ion binding; RAGE receptor binding. The record is from RefSeq and is a predicted model, not a curated record. The transcript has 3 exons. Gene Ontology annotation, cellular component: nucleus; perinuclear region of cytoplasm. Gene Ontology annotation, biological process: positive regulation of canonical NF-kappaB signal transduction. The coding region runs from base 121 to 426 and encodes 101 amino acids.
CUGCCAUGGGCAGGGCCUGGCGGGGGUAUAAAUAGGGCAGCCGGCUGGGCUCUCCUCACUCUUCCUCUCUCCCCAACCCUCUCUCAGCACUUCCUCUCUUGACCUGAUCUGACUGCCACCAUGGCGUGCCCCUUGGAGAAAGCACUGGACGUGAUGGUGUCCACCUUCCACAAGUACUCGGGCAAGGAGGGCGACAAGUUCAAGCUCAACAAGUCGGAGCUAAAGGAGCUGUUGACUCGGGAGCUGCCCAGCUUCUUGGGGAAAAGGACGGAUGAAGCUGCGUACCAGAAGCUGAUGAGCAACUUGGACAGCAACAAAGACAACGAGGUGGAUUUCCAGGAGUACUGUGUCUUCCUGUCCUGCAUCGCCAUGAUGUGUAACGAGUUCUUUGAAGGUUUCCCGGAUAAGCAGCCCCGGAAGAAAUGAAGGCUCCUCAGAUGGGGGCUUUCCUGUUAGCAGUGGGCCCAGUGCCUCACCCUGGCUCCCUUAGAUAUGGGCGUGAUGUUGAGCAAGUAAAAUAAAGAUUCUCAGAAGCUAUGA